This is a messenger RNA of Rhagoletis pomonella (apple maggot), 938 nucleotides long. RefSeq lists its product as uncharacterized. NCBI's taxonomy places the organism in Eukaryota, Metazoa, Arthropoda, Insecta, Diptera, Tephritidae. The transcript is spliced from 5 exons. The record is from RefSeq and is a predicted model, not a curated record. Gene Ontology annotation, biological process: G protein-coupled receptor signaling pathway. The coding region runs from base 1 to 666 and encodes 221 amino acids. Gene Ontology annotation, cellular component: neuron projection.
AUGUUGACAACACAUCAUUUGGCACAUUUGCAUCAUCAUCGGGGCAGCACAGCGGUGGAGUUGGAUAAAAUCACAAAUCUAAAUACGCUGAUUGUGGAAAUCAACAGCCAAGUGGCGCUCUUUCGUGAUAUGCUAAUCCAUGUUGGCCAGACAAAAGACUGUCCCGAAUUACGGGAGAAAAUUCGAAAACUGCGAAGAACCUGUGUGGAGGCAUGCAAACACACGGGACAGAUAAUAAUGCCGCAGGUGAAGAGCGCUGUCAGCGAAGGCGUACUCACCGAUAAUCCACAUCUCGUAUUGCUCUUCUAUCUGGCGCAACGUUUCCUACACGAACUAAUAAAAAGUUAUCGCCUCAUACAGGUGGUGCCAAUGGACAUGUCCGGUUAUUACGAAAAUCGCGCUGGUCCCUCAAAUCUCGGCAAUGUCAUCAGUCAAAUACUGCUAUGCAAACAAAUAACGCCUGACUUCAAUCAAGAGGAAUUAUGCAGCAUUACAAAGGAUUCACAGGACAUAGCGGUGCUAUUGUCCGAGAUGCAAGAAUAUAUGCCACAACAUGACACAUAUCUGGAGCGCAGUGCAGCACUCGACUCGGUGAAAACCAAUCACAACUUCAUUUGCAAGAACAUGAGUUUAUUGUGCUGCAUGUCACGGCCGAGAUAUCUCUGAGACGAAGCGUAGGGCCCGAUGAGAGGGCAGUGCCCAAAUGCAACAUCAACAACAACAACAACCACGUCUACGGUACCAGCAACAACAACAACAACAGCUAGCACUACAUUAAGCAAAUGGACGGAUACAUUUUGUCAAUUUUGUCGUACGAAAAGUACAAAUAACAGUACAUAGUAGGCAUUAAAAUGGCGAUAGAAAAGGAAGAGGAGCGAUAUAGCGGAAAAUGCGAGAAAUUAUUAAGUAGCUGAAUAGAAUUAAACAAAGUCAACUAU